AUGUCGGAGCCCGAUAUUUCACCCCAACGGCGGUCCUCAUCCCAGGCAUCCUCCGCAUCCAACAGGAGUCAGAAGGCUAGGACACUUCGUGCCAAAACUCAAAAGCGCCAUUCGGGCUCGUCUCAUGUCACUACGGACCUGACCUCCUUCCCUUCGCUUUCGCCACCCGACCGCUCCACUGCCCUAAACAGAGGCUUGACCAAUAUAUUGAUGACAGGUGGUGAUGGUGAAGAGGAGACUGGUUAUGAGAGAAGUGAAGUCAGCCGUGGGCGCAGGGCCACCCUUGCCCGACUGACAACCGGCGUGUCUCAUGCCUCGGGUCGGGCAGCUCUUUUCGCCGAUUCGGUCUCGACACAUGAUGUUCCUGGGGCCCUGCAUCUGGCAGACGACGCUCAUAUUGAGCGAGUAAUCGCAAAUACAGGGCCAGUGAAGAUUGUGAGACAGUUUGCGCGCGAUCUUGCUCAGCGAGAUGCUGAGAUUUCCACGUUACGGCAACGUGCCGAUGCGAGAGAGCGAGAGUUGAAGAGGAUGCUUCGAGAGGUGUCGGUGUCAAAUCAAGAUAUUGAGCGGCGUCUGUACCAACUAGAGAAUUCUCCCGAAGACCGCAAUUCUGACGGAGAAAGCAGCACCAAUAGUGAUCAUGCUGGGCUCAAUGGCCUCAUGUCCCAGGCUAUGACAGAUGCCGUGGGGUCUCCGCUUGAUGAGGAGCUUCGUGAGACUUCAUCUGAUCUCCAAGCUACCAUUCGUGCUGGACAGCGGCCGGAGAGUGAGAAUCGAAUUGCUGCCGGAUCAAGUACUGAAUCGAGUAACAACCGCAAAAGACAGGGCUCGAUGCGAGGAUGGCAGGACUACUUCUUUGGCUCUACCAAUGCCAGCCGGAAGACAAGUCGUGCGAGCAGUAUUAUGAGCGAUAUGCGAGAAAUUGAAGAGGAAGACGGCGGAGACCGUGCUCGAGUGCCGAGCAACCCUUCGGUCCGACGGAAAGCUCUUGAUGAUCAGCUGUUCCAGCCACCAGGAGCCUCAGCAACUGAGAUAUUGAACCGGCGCAUCGCCAGUGGCUCUGCAAAUGGUGAUGAUUCAAGCAUUCAUUCCCGGAAAUCUUCGCGCUCAAUGGGCUCCUGGACAAUCAAAUUAUUUGCCGGUAAUUCACAGUCAAAAGACGCUAGUGAUUCCGAGACCAAUCGCAACAGAACACCAUCCGACAAUCAAGACAAGUCAGCUGCAUCGACAUUGUCUGGGACUGCCAGUUCCAAAGGAGGAAUGUCCGCUGUGGCUGCGUUGAAAAGAAUCAACAGCAAUUCAAAUGUUCCCGCUACGGCAGGGCGCAACUUUAGUGGCGGUGGUACAGUCAAAAUUAACCCGCCAGCUACUCGAAGGCUCCCGGCAGGAAGUGUUUCACAGGGUACAGGCGCUGAAGUUACCGAUCGGAGCUCAACUAAUCUUGGCCCCGUUGAAAUGGAUGCGAUCUUGCCUGUCGAAUCUCGACCACCCACGCUUGCGCCAACUUACAAUAAUACUCAGUCGGGCGAAUUUCUCACUGAUAGAUUUGGUUUCAUCUAUGACCAGCGCCGGAAGAAACGUCAGAGAGAAGCCACUGCAUCAAAGGGCCAUAGAUCAAAGUUGAGCAUUGCCGAGACUUUGGGGAACCUUCGCAGUGACUCAUCAGAUGUUGAGGAUGACCAUCAGAUCAGCCCAAAGCCUCAAGAAACAGAUGUCGCAACCGCAGGCUCUCCUACCGUAUCUCCCGAUGACCCUGAAAGUGAAGUCGUUGGAUUGCGCCGUUGGCAGGACUAUCUUAAGAUACCAUCUCGCCCGACAGAGCUUCUGUCUCAUACCCCUUCAGCAGCUCCUAUCAUUUCACUCAUGACGGCAGGUGAGAGCCGCCCACAUAGUUCAUCUGUCUCUGUUGAUAAAGGAGGUACACUUUCGGUGGGCUCAAGCGCACAACCAUUCGCAUCCACCUCUACUGUAACGGCCGAUCGCCCCGAGUUUGCUGGAAACAACACAGAGGAACAUCCUCCUACCGCAUCCACCAAGAGCAACCCUUCUGAAACCGAGCCGGUCAAGCUUCUACUGGAGCAGCUCACGGAACUUCACGAUACCCUACAGCGUGACCGGACCGUGAGGUGGAAUGAGUUCCUUCGCAAAGUCCGUGCAGAGCGCCGCAAGGAGGGCGAAGCCGCCGCGGCGGCGGCAUCUUCAGAUCGAUCAGUUCCCGCCGUUGAUACCCCCGAAGCCUCCCUUGCCGACGGCGAGGUCAUUGGCAUUGCCGGCCUGGGAAAUAAAGGCAAGGUUGGCCGUGCCAAAUGGCGGGAAUUUCGGUCUCUUGUUCUUGGUGGCAUUCCUGUUGCUCUCCGUGCCAAGGUCUGGUCGGAGUGCAGCGGUGCCUCUGCAAUGCGGAUUCCUGGCUACUACAAAGACCUCGUGCACGGCAUUGGUGGUACCGAGCCAGACUCGUCAGUUGUGGUGCAGAUCGACAUGGACAUUCGUCGUACACUCACCGAUAAUGUGUUCUUCCGCAAAGGGCCCGGUGUUAACAAACUUAGGGAAGUGCUACUUGCAUAUUCUCGUCGCAAUGCUGAAGUUGGAUAUUGCCAGGGCAUGAACCUUAUUGCAGCGUCGCUAUUGCUUAUUAUGCCCACAGCCGAAGAUGCAUUCUGGAUACUGACCUCUAUGAUUGAAAUCAUUUUGCCGCAGCAUUACUAUGAUCAUGGACUCCACGCUUCUCGUGCUGAUCAGAUCGUAUUGCGACAGUACAUUUCGGAACUUCUACCAAAACUGUCGGCACAUCUGGAUGACCUGGGUAUUGAAUUAGAAGCACUCACCUUCCAGUGGUUCCUGUCUGUCUUCACCGACUGCCUCUCUGCGGAAGCAUUAUAUCGCGUGUGGGAUGUAGUCCUCUGUCUUAACGUGUCUAGCACCGCGACCAAUGGCUCUGCGCAAGCAGCGACCUCCUCGGCGUCCAGCGUCAAGGAUCACAUCGACAGGCCUGUGUCUGUCUCCGAAGAAGUUUCGUCUGGCAGUGGAGGCGGAAGUACAUUCCUCUUCCAGGUUGCCCUCGCUCUUCUUAAACUCAACGAACCGCAACUUCUCACGACCUGCUCGACCCCGGCUGCUUUGUACACGUACAUCAACCAUCAAAUGACCAACCAUGCCAUUAGCAUUGAUGGUCUCAUUCAAGCCAGUGAAGCACUGCGCAACAUGGUCCGUCGAGAAGAUGUGAUCGUCCGCCGAGCAGCCGCUCUGCAAGAAUUAAACCCAUGA
Molecule: messenger RNA, 3264 nt
Organism: Penicillium macrosclerotiorum
Lineage: Eukaryota; Fungi; Ascomycota; Eurotiomycetes; Eurotiales; Aspergillaceae
Product: TBC domain-containing protein
Exons: 1
Coding region: 1-3264 (1087 amino acids)
Source: RefSeq, a predicted model, not a curated record